AUGGGGUUUGAUAGGAGAUGGAUUGAUUUGAUUAUGCUGUGUGUAACAACAGUGACGUAUAAGGUGCGCCAUGGGGACAGCAAGAAUACUGCAUGGGAAGAGCGAGAAGUGGUGGCGGAUUGUUUAGGGGUGGAUCAAGCUCCCAAUUUUGGUAAGUACCUGGGUCUACCAUCUUUUAUUGGGAGAAAUAAAAGAGCAGUUUUUUCCUAUGUGGAUGAUAAAAUCAGGCAGAGGAUUGGUUCAUGGAAUAAAAAGUUAUUGUCCCAGGCUGGGAAGGAAGGGAAAGGAAUGGAUAAAGGAAUCCAUUGGAAGGCCUGGGAUAAGUUAUGUGUCCCUAAAAAGUAUGGGGGUUUGAGUUUUAAGGAUCUUCCUGCUUUCAACCUGACUAUGUUGGGGAAGCAGGCAUUGGGAUUUCUCACUAAUCCAACCACUCUUGCUGCCAGGAAUUAUAAAGCACGGUAUUACCGGACGACCUCUUUUGUUGAUGCCAAGAUUGGGAAUUGCCCAAGUUAUUGUUGGCGGAGUAUAAUGGCGGCACAUGGUAUGGUUUGCUCUGGGGUUCGGAGAAGAGUAGGAAAUGGGGAGAAUACGUUGAUCGGGGGACAUCCCUGGUUACCAGAUGAUCCUAGUCCCUUAAUACAAACGAUAAUGCCUGUGGAACUGCGGGAAGCUAGAGUGGUGGGUUUAAUUGACCAACAGACGAAGACCUGGGAUCCCUAUAUUUUAAAUGAUUUAUUUGACCCAGAUGAUGUGGCUCGUAUUUCCAGGAUCCCUGUAAGUCCGGAUUAUGAGGACACUUGGUAUUGGUACAGGGACCAGAGGGGAAUGUAUUCUGUUAAGAGUGCAUAUAGGUAG
Messenger RNA from Ipomoea nil (Japanese morning glory), 855 nucleotides. RefSeq lists its product as uncharacterized. The transcript has 3 exons. The record is from RefSeq and is a predicted model, not a curated record. The coding region runs from base 1 to 855 and encodes 284 amino acids. Lineage: Eukaryota; Viridiplantae; Streptophyta; Magnoliopsida; Solanales; Convolvulaceae.